Molecule: messenger RNA, 2665 nt
Organism: Telopea speciosissima
Lineage: Eukaryota; Viridiplantae; Streptophyta; Magnoliopsida; Proteales; Proteaceae
Product: protein FAR1-RELATED SEQUENCE 6-like
Exons: 4
Coding region: 152-2428 (758 amino acids)
Biological process (GO): regulation of DNA-templated transcription
Molecular function (GO): zinc ion binding
Source: RefSeq, a predicted model, not a curated record
AUCUAUGAAUGGCCAAAGCCGCAAAGGGGAAUACAGAGCAGUGAGCCUGUGCUUCUCUACCCUACUCGCAUUUCAAAGUUGCAAAGGUUCCUCUCACUGAUCUCUGAUUCUCCUCUUUCACCUCCUUCCCCGAACUGGACUGUCCCCCAUCAUGGCGGAUCAGCUCUGCGCCCAAAACGAGAUGGAAGAACCAUCAUUCAACAGUGAGACAUUGACUGAGAAUGAAGACAAUGAAAUUGAGGUUGGGAAUAAUGAUGAUGGAUUGCAAGCAAUGUCUCCCGGAGCAUUAGCCAUGUUAGCAUUUGACAGUGUAAACAGUGUGACUCAAAGAAGGAGUGAGUCAACACCACCUGUUGUAGGGAUGGAGUUUGAAUCUUAUGAUGAUGCUUACAACUUUUACAACUGCUAUGCUAAGGAAGUAGGAUUUGGCAUCAGAGUUAGGAAUUUAUGGAGAAGACAGAAGACUAAUGAAAAGUACAUGGUCGUACUAUGUUGCAGUAACCAGGGUUUUCGAAGAAAAAAGGAUACACAUCGUUUGAGACCAGAAACAAGGAUUGGUUGCUUGGCAAUGGUGAGGAUUAAGUUGAUGAGCUCUGACAGGUGGAGACUGAUUGAAGUUAAGCUUGAACAUAACCAUUUAAAUACCCCAGCAACCGCACAGUUCUAUAAAUCACAUAGGAUGAUGAAUGGAGUCAUUAGAAAAUUGGAGUUGGGUUGUGAUGCAGCUGUGCAAACAACUGAUCUGGUUGAUGAACAUAAUCAAUUGGAACUUAAAGAAGGAGAAGCAGAAGCCCUUCAGAAUUACCUUUGCAAAAUGCAGUUGGCGAGUCCAAGCUUCUUUUACUUGAUGGAUCUCAAUAAUGGAUGUCUAAGAAACGUGUUUUGGGCCGACGGAAAGUCCAGAGCUUCAUAUGGUUACUUUGGAGAUGUAGUUCUAUUUGACACUACGUAUUUGAUGAAGAAAUAUGACUUGUCAUUUGCACCAUUUGUUGGAGUUAACCAUCAUGGGCAGUCGGUGUUAUUGGGUUGCAGUUUACUUGUCGAUGACUCUGUAGAGUCAUUUGUUUGGUUGUUCAAGACAUGGUUGACAUGUAUGUCAGGACGAUUCCCAUCUACCAUAAUCACUGACCAUAAUAGGGCAUUGCAAAAGGCAAUUGCUGAGGUGCUCCCAGAAACUCGUCAUCGUAUGUCUUUGUGGCACAUUAUGGAAAGAGCUCCUGAGAAAUUGAAAGUACUACAUGAAUUUGAGGAAGUUAAAAUGGCAAUGAGCAUGGCAGUUUAUGAUUCAUUGAGAGUGGAUGAAUUUGAAACAGCUUGGGAGGAUAUGGUACAACGUUAUGGUGUACAGGACAAUGAAUGGCUUCAGAUGGUAUAUGAAGAUCGGCAACAUUGGGUGCCAGCUUUUUUAAAGGAUACUUUUUCUGCAGGAAUGGCAACCACUCAAAGGAACCAAAGUGUAAAAUUUUUUUUUGAUGGAUAUGUGCAUAAGCACACUAAUUUGAAGGAUUUUCUAGAAAAGUAUGAACUAGCUCUAGUAAAUGCAUAUCAAAAAGAAGCCAAGGCAGAUUUUGAGUCGAGGCAUUUAGGUCCUGCCUUAAAAACAAGAUGUUGUUAUGAAAGACAACUUUCGGAAGUAUACACAUGUGAAAUAUUUCGAAAGUUCCAACAUGAAGUUGAAGAGAUGUUUUUUUGUUUUAACACAGCACAAGUACAUGUCAGUGGACCAAUCAUUACAUACAUAGUCAAGGAACGUGUUCAGGGCAAUGCAAGUGAGAUUAGGGAUUAUGAAGUUCAGUAUAAUACAGCUGAUAUGGAAGUCCAGUGCAUCUGUGGUUGCUUUAGUUUUAAUGGCUACUUAUGUAAACAUGCACUAAGCGUGCUUAACUAUAAUGGUGUAGAGGAAAUCCCACCUCAGUACAUAUUAGCACGAUGGAGAAAGGAUUUUAAACGUGUCUUUGUUCCAAACAAUGGCUCCAUUUGUGUUGAUAUUGACAACUCUGUGGAAUGGUAUGAUCAUUUAUAUAAACGUGCUAUCCUAGUGGUCGAAGAGGGGAUGAUAUCUCAAGAACAUUUCAAAGUCGCUUUGCAAGCAUUGGAGGACUCCCUAAGCCGGGUUCAUCUUGCGGAAGAUAGUGAAUUAAAUACAACACCUACAAGAGCACAACGAAGUAUGGCUGAAACUCAUAAGGUGCAAGAUCUUUCUCAAGUGAAGCGACCAGGUCGGCCAAAACAAAGUCGAGGCCAAAUGGGGAAAAUCUGUGAAGACACCUGGAGUAAGAAUGACACUCAAGUUGUCAGCAAGCGGUUACGGCCCAUUGACCCUGCAACUCCAAAUCUUGGUCCUGGCAACCUGGUUGGCACACAAGAGAGCACUUGUCAAUUGGGCAUUAUGGGGCAACUUUUUAUUGAAGUUGAUCCAGAUGUAUGAAAGUCAGGUUCGAUAGCUUCAAUGAGAGAUCUUCUUAGUGAGUUGGGCUUGUAAAUUUAUGUGCUGCUGCUUAACAAAGCAAGUCGAUCAGUUUCCUUCUCGUUUGAGGUUAGAAGUAUGAUGAGUAAUCUUUGGUGCAAAUACUUGGAGCUAAUCAAGCAGGUUCCAUUCUGUAAAUUAAUUCAUUAUGUGUGAUAUUGAGACUGACAAACAGUUUAGUGAAGUUCCUUCUGUAAA